ACUUUUUCAUUAACAGAAAUCUGAGAAAACCAACCCACCAAAACGCAUUGUUUAGAAAUCAUGUAAUAAUAUGUGAGGAAACCCCGUAAUCUACCUUUUUUUGAAACUUUAUUUAAUCUUUUUUUUUGUGUUUUAACGGUUUUAACGGAGAAAAUGGCUACAACCAAGUCGAGAAAACGCCAUCAUAAACGCAAACACGCUUCCACCGCCGCCGCCAAAGUGAACUCAAGAAAUCGUGAGACCCGUACUUGCGUCGAAGAAAAGAAACGACAAAGUACUCGCGUUCAAAAGAAAACCACAAUGAAAAAGAAGAAAAAAAAUGAGGAAUCUUUUACUAGAUAUGUUCACACAAAAAUGCGGUUUAUGAAAGGGUUGGGUUUAGAUUUUACAAAUCCGGUAGCUGAUAGUUUACCAACAAUAAAAACGACCAAUAAUAACGACGAUAGUUUAGGUAAUAACAACCAAAUUGAUUUAGAAGUAAUUAAUGAGACUCAUGUAAUUGAGUACGAUAUAAUACGUUGUAAUUUAUGCCAGUUGCAAUUCGAAUUAGAAGAUGGUUAUAAUGAACAUUUAUCCGAUUGUCAUCCAGAAUUACUUUUAUUUAGUUGUAAAAUCUGUUCGGUACGAUUUCUAAAUCGUACCCUUCUCCAAAAACAUAGGGUUAAACACGAAGGUCCUUUACCUUACACUUGUAUGAAAUGUAAGGAUCGAUUUCCAAAUCUUGAAGCAUUAACUGCUCAUUUACGUAGACAUGAAGGUAAAUUACCUUACACAUGCUCAAUUUGUCAUGAAGCAUUUGAAACUAAAGCCGAUUGUCAAAAACAUUUAGAUGUUCACGAAUUGAGACCUUACGGAAGUGCUUCUCAUUCAAAAGUAUUUACCUGUAAAGAUUGUAAAAAACAAUUUCGAAAACCCUGUGAUUUACAACGACAUAGUCGAGUUCACACAGGGGAAAAACCUUACGUUUGCGCUGUUUGUGGAAAUCGGUUUCAACAAGCUCAUAAUAUGACGAAACAUAUGAUCGUUCAUACGAAAGAAAAAUUAUUUAACUGUGAAAUUUGCCAAAAAAAAUUUGGUAGAAAAGAUGUUUUAACACGUCACAUGUUAACUCAUUCUGUUACUAAGCCUUUUUCGUGUCAGAGAUGUAUUAAAACAUUCGCUAGAGUUCAACAAUUAACUAAACAUAUGAAAAAAUGUUGUAUUUAAAUUUCAAAACGAUGUUACUCAACUUACCAAAAAAGAAAAAUGGAAUGAAAUCAUUUUAAAAAAGAAAUGUAUCCCCAAGUGCCUAAUUACUUGUAACCACUGAGAUUAUUGCCUUGAAUAAUAAAUAACUAAAUGGAAAUUUUAUUGAUAUAUAAAAAAGUAUUGAGCUUCCAGAUGCUUUUAAAUAUCUUUGUUACUUAUACUGGAAUAAGAAAAAAUGAAAUAAUGGGAUAUUUCUUCUCUUUAAACGAGGAUAUAUUUUAUAUUCUAUACAAACAUGUAAUUAGUGAAUAUUAGUAGUAAUAUUUUUAAUAUUUAGGUUUUUUUAUUUAGGUUAUAACUUAUA
Messenger RNA from Onthophagus taurus, 1552 nucleotides. The record is from RefSeq and is a predicted model, not a curated record. NCBI's taxonomy places the organism in Eukaryota, Metazoa, Arthropoda, Insecta, Coleoptera, Scarabaeidae.